This is a messenger RNA of Penicillium angulare, 222 nucleotides long. RefSeq lists its product as uncharacterized. The transcript has a single exon. NCBI's taxonomy places the organism in Eukaryota, Fungi, Ascomycota, Eurotiomycetes, Eurotiales, Aspergillaceae. The record is from RefSeq and is a predicted model, not a curated record. The coding region runs from base 1 to 222 and encodes 73 amino acids.
AUGACACAUUACCGCCAGGCGUUGGAGCUAUCAAGCGCGGAGACAUUGCCUAGACCGACGCCCGGAAUCCCGCUCUUGGCGUUCCGCUCUACCAAUCACCACGCGGUGGCUAACUGUGACCGAACCGGCGCCGAGACCAGUCGUGUGCGUCAUUGCGGUCUCGGCGUUUUCCGCGAAAAGAACGCCAAGGUCGUCCGCUAUAUAGUCAAGUUUGGUUGGUGA